Cooperia oncophora is the source of this 186-nucleotide messenger RNA. The record is from the annotation of a GenBank genome assembly. NCBI's taxonomy places the organism in Eukaryota, Metazoa, Nematoda, Chromadorea, Rhabditida, Trichostrongylidae.
AUGAGAGCAUGGUUGCAGCAUGGUGGUGAUAUCCCUCUCGCUGUGACUACUGGAAACCAGAUUUCGUCAAGACUUAUGAGUCUUUCUGGUGCAACGGUUCUGCUGAGACUGCCGGCAAAGUCACCGCAGUGUUCAGUUUUACGAGCUGGAGAAAUAGUGGAUGCCCUUUGGCUGGGUCCCUUUUGA